AACGGCGGGAGGAACCGCCCGAGCGGCUGAGCCUAGCGAAGCUCGGGAGGAGACGGCAGCAGAUACAGCGGUGUGCAGAAUUAUAAGGCUGUCUGCAGAGAUUUGCAAAAUGGCAACAAAUGAAAGUAUCAGCAUCUUUAGUUCAGCAUCCUUGGCUGUGGAAUAUGUAGAUUCACUUUUACCUGAGAAUCCUCUGCAGGAACCAUUUAAAAAUGCUUGGAACUAUAUGUUGAAUAAUUACACAAAGUUCCAGAUUGCAACAUGGGGAUCCCUCAUAGUUCAUGAGGUCCUUUAUUUCUUGUUCUGUUUACCUGGAUUCUUGUUUCAAUUUAUACCUUACAUGAAAAAGUACAAAAUUCAAAAGGAUAAACCAGAAACGUGGGAAAAUCAAUGGAAAUGUUUUAAAGUACUUCUCUUUAAUCACUUUUGUAUCCAGCUUCCUUUGAUUUGUGGAACCUAUUAUUUUACAGAGUAUUUCAAUAUUCCUUAUGAUUGGGAAACAAUGCCAAGAUGGUACAUGCUUUUGGCAAGAUGCUUUGGCUGUGCAGUGAUUGAGGAUACCUGGCACUAUUUCCUGCAUAGGCUCUUACACCACAAAAGAAUAUAUAAGCAUAUUCAUAAAAUUCAUCAUGAGUUUCAGGCUCCAUUUGGAAUGGAAGCUGAAUAUGCACAUCCUCUGGAAACCUUAAUUCUUGGAACUGGAUUUUUCAUUGGAAUCAUGCUUUUAUGUGAUCAUGUUAUUCUUCUUUGGGCCUGGGUAACCAUUCGUUUGAUAGAAACUAUUGAUGUCCAUAGUGGUUAUGACAUUCCUCUCAACCCUUUAAAUCUUAUUCCUUUCUAUGCUGGUUCUCGGCAUCAUGAUUUCCACCACAUGAACUUCAUUGGAAACUAUGCUUCGACAUUUACAUGGUGGGAUAAACUUUUUGGAACAGACUCUCAAUUUACUGCCUACGUUGAGAAAAUGAAGAAGGUUGAGAAAAAGACUGAAUAAGCAUCUCACAUAAACCUUCCUGCAGAUACACAUUUCCUGAAUUGAAGCUAGUAGCUAACAUUGCUUC
Messenger RNA from Balaenoptera acutorostrata (minke whale), 1058 nucleotides. RefSeq names its product methylsterol monooxygenase 1 (gene MSMO1). The record is from RefSeq and is a predicted model, not a curated record. The coding region runs from base 110 to 991 and encodes 293 amino acids. Lineage: Eukaryota; Metazoa; Chordata; Mammalia; Artiodactyla; Balaenopteridae. Gene Ontology annotation, molecular function: iron ion binding; C-4 methylsterol oxidase activity. The transcript is spliced from 6 exons. Gene Ontology annotation, biological process: sterol biosynthetic process.